AUGUUUCGCUGCUCGCAGUGCAAAGCACUGCAACGUCAAGGGCGUAUUCAUCUUUGUUGGUCGGACAAGACAUCGACCGUCAUAUUAUUGUCCUGCCUAGUGAAGCAUGGUGUUCUUACACUGGCUGAGGCAAAAGACACCUACAAGGAUGUGCAUGUCGGCGUAAAGUACAUUUGUAAUAUACACUAUGUCAAGGCGGUCCUGUACAUUGUUGGGGAGAUCGAGCGGAUGUGGCACAGCUUACCGGCGGACUUUUCACCGGAUGUUAUCGAUGAUGUUCCAGUAGACGUCAUCCAGAACAUAGCUGCGCAUCUUCAAGAUGCCGCUUAUUCCUUGGAUGUGACCGUUCAGGAUGCUCUUGGCUUGCAGCCAAAAAAUGUAGUCGCUUUUUUCAAAGGAUGCAUGACGAGAUAUAGCUACGACGUAUUACGGUGCAGGUUCUCACUUUUGGACGCAAACUAUGUAAAUGACGACUCCGACGAUGAAGAUAUGCUGGGUUUGUCACAUCCUCAACAGGACUCUUCCUUAAGUACUGCCGACAAACUUCAAGGGCCUGAAUGCUCAGGUGAGGAAGGUGAUAUUGUGGAAAUAUCUGCCGAAGGGACGGAAGAAGAUUCUCUGACCGCGGGAAGAACGGAAAUAACUAUUUCGUCGCCCGACGAUCCUCAGACAAGUGCAGCAUUAGUAGACAACGAACGGUCGACUGAGCGUUAUUGUUUAUUGUGCGAAACUUGUCGACAUGAAAAAAAUUUACGGGCAACAUCGAAAUAUCCUGUGCAGAAUCUGAUACUUAUUGGGGCACUGUUUAUGGGUAACAAAAUCAAUAUGGACACUGCUCGCCGUAUUUAUAAUGAUACCCGCUCUAAACGUGUGCGGAUUUGCAAAGAUCAUUUUGUUGAAGCCAAAGAUGUGGAGCUGAAUGAAAUUGAAAUAACUCGGUUUUACAAUGAUUGUAUGGCGAAGUACCACAGUGAAGAUCCUCCAAAACUAUAUGAAAGUGAUGCGAUAUCUAGUUCAUCAGCCGGUCAAUCUGAAGAUCCCGAAGAGGUCGCUAUAGAUGAUGAAUCAGGGUCUAGUCGUAAACGGAAACUUCCAAGUGUGAACUCGUCCGAUGUCAUUGAUAAGAAAAUGAAACGCCAGAAAGAUCAUUUCUGUGCGGUGUGUGGUACUAAUCGACCAGCUGAAGACUGUCGUGAAGCGUCGUUGUCCGAUAUUGUGAUCGUGGUUGCUUGUAUGACAAUGGACUUCAAAAUUGAUGCAACCACCAACAAAAGGCUACGUGAAGAAAUUUUGCAUGGGUGGAGGUAUUUGUGUAAGAAGCACUAUGUUGAAGCAGCAACAUUUCUUUACUGUGAAGUGCAGCAGAACGGAGAAAAUCUAUCCGACAGAGAUUUCGCUUCCCUCAGUGCCCUCACGAAGUACGGUUUGUGUGAACGGAUACAAAUGUACUGUGACCUAGUCGGCAAUGGAUUUGGUAUAAUGUAUGACGAUUUAUCAUGUUUCUUCAAUGAUUGUCAAACAAGGUACGACAUUGUGCAGCACGCUGAAGCACAAAGUGCAAUACAAAGUAGGGAACAGAGGAAGCAGGCAACUGUUGCGUCAGUGAUUGAUGAAGUAGUUGCUCAAACUUCUAUGGACAGUGCCAUUCGAGAAUCCGUUGUUCCGGUCCAACCAGUGGCUAGGGACUACAAUAUGAUGCCUGAGGUGGUUUUUGGUCGAGAGGAGAAGUGGACUUUGUCGAUUCAUCGGAUAGGCGUAGAAGAUUGGAGUUGUACCGGAGAGCACCCUUGA
Molecule: messenger RNA, 1791 nt
Organism: Ostertagia ostertagi
Lineage: Eukaryota; Metazoa; Nematoda; Chromadorea; Rhabditida; Trichostrongylidae
Source: the annotation of a GenBank genome assembly